Messenger RNA from Anastrepha ludens (Mexican fruit fly), 2447 nucleotides. RefSeq names its product acetylcholine receptor subunit beta-like 1 (gene nAChRbeta1). Gene Ontology annotation, biological process: monoatomic ion transmembrane transport; signal transduction; chemical synaptic transmission. The transcript has 8 exons. Lineage: Eukaryota; Metazoa; Arthropoda; Insecta; Diptera; Tephritidae. The record is from RefSeq and is a predicted model, not a curated record. Gene Ontology annotation, cellular component: neuron projection; synapse; postsynaptic membrane. The coding region runs from base 248 to 1834 and encodes 528 amino acids. Gene Ontology annotation, molecular function: acetylcholine-gated monoatomic cation-selective channel activity; transmembrane signaling receptor activity.
CAGCAGCAGACACGCACCCAAACGCAUUUAGCAAAGAAGAAAUUUUCAUCUCAAUUUUUGUGCCAGAAAAGUGUUGUAAAGCAAAUAAAUUAAUAUUAAAUAAAUAAGUUCGUCUUCUUACCAACAAGGGCGUGCCCGAAAAAUGGAUUAAUUGUAAAAUCAAAUCAAUUGCUGGACGAAACUGGUAGCAGUGGAUGCAAAGCAGCUAAGCGCUCGAGUUAUUUCACUGUAAUUAGAGGAGCUGGCGAUGGACUGGAAUAGGGCAACUGCUACGCUGAGUAGCAGCCUGGGUCUGGUAUUGCUGCUAUUGGUUUUAGCGAACUUGCAAAAAGUAAGUGCAUCCGAAGAUGAAGAACGCUUGGUACGUGAUCUAUUUCGUGGGUAUAACAAACUUAUACGACCCGUUCAGAAUAUGACACAAAAAGUUGGAGUAAGAUUUGGUUUGGCGUUCGUACAGCUAAUCAAUGUCAAUGAGAAAAAUCAAAUUAUGAAAUCAAACGUUUGGUUACGUUUGGUUUGGUACGAUUAUCAAUUGCAAUGGGAUGAGGCUGAUUACGGUGGUAUUGGCGUACUGCGUUUGCCGCCCGAUAAGGUUUGGAAACCGGAUAUUGUGUUGUUCAAUAAUGCUGACGGCAACUACGAAGUGCGCUACAAGUCGAAUGUACUCAUCUAUCCAACGGGUGAAGUGCUCUGGGUACCACCCGCCAUCUAUCAGAGCUCCUGCACUAUUGACGUCACCUAUUUCCCCUUCGAUCAGCAAACUUGUAUCAUGAAAUUUGGUUCGUGGACCUUCAAUGGCGAUCAAGUAUCGCUUGCUCUGUACAACAAUAAAAACUUUGUUGAUCUCUCUGACUAUUGGAAAUCUGGUACGUGGGAUAUUAUCGAAGUGCCGGCUUAUCUGAACGUUUACGAAGGUGAUGGCAAUCAUCCGACGGAGACAGAUAUCACAUUUUACAUCAUCAUACGUCGCAAAACUUUGUUCUACACAGUAAAUUUGAUUUUACCUACUGUGCUGAUCUCAUUCCUAUGCGUCCUGGUGUUUUAUCUGCCUGCUGAGGCUGGUGAAAAGGUCACAUUGGGCAUAAGCAUUCUGCUGUCACUGGUUGUGUUCCUGUUGCUCGUGUCGAAGAUUCUCCCACCCACUUCAUUGGUGUUACCACUCAUUGCCAAAUAUUUAUUAUUCACCUUCAUUAUGAAUACGGUAUCAAUUUUGGUCACAGUUAUUAUCAUUAAUUGGAACUUUCGCGGGCCGCGCACACAUCGCAUGCCCAUGUGGAUACGUACUGUCUUUCUGCAUUACCUUCCCGCCUUUCUGCUAAUGAAACGUCCGCGCAAGACAAGAUUGCGUUGGAUGAUGGAAAUGCCUGGCAUGAGUAUGCCAGCGCAUCCACAUCCCUCCUAUGGGUCGCCAGCUGAAUUGCCCAAACACAUCAGCGCAAUUGGCGGCAAACAAUCAAAAAUGGAGGUUAUGGAGCUCUCCGACUUGCAUCAUCCCAAUUGCAAAAUAAAUCGUAAAGUAAAUAGUGGUGCAGAACUGGGAAUUGGUGAUCAAUGCAGGCGCGAGAGUGAAUCAUCCGAUUCGAUACUGCUUUCGCCAGAAGCCAGCAAAGCCACCGAAGCGGUGGAAUUCAUAGCAGAGCAUUUGCGAAAUGAAGAUCUGUACAUACAGACUCGUGAGGACUGGAAAUAUGUGGCUAUGGUGAUCGAUCGUCUGCAACUGUACAUAUUUUUCAUUGUGACCACUGCCGGUACAGUUGGUAUACUCAUGGACGCGCCACACAUUUUCGAAUAUGUGGAUCAAGACCGUAUUAUCGAAAUUUAUCGUGGAAAGUAGACGAGCACCGACCGUUAAAAGAAACACAAAAUGCAAUAAACGCAAAAUUGGCAAUGCGGAUUUUUUCCACUCAACCGUUGUUAGUGAACAAGCAUUUCAGCACUUCGCGGCAAUAAAAUUCAAAUCGUGAAUAAGUAGGAAAUGUUGAAAUUGCAAAUUGUGAAACAUUUACAUAGAAGCUUUUCCUGCUAAGCAAACGAUAAGUCAUCGUAAGUUCAGUUAGUUCAUCGGUAUAAUUUGAGCUGUUCAUUUAAGAUUUUAGGUAAAUAAGAACAUAUUUUAAGUGCAAUGCUUCAUAAGGAAAUUGUUAUGUUAAGAGUUUUAAUAAUCCACGCACAUACCUACAUACGUGCAUAUGUAGAGCUCGUAGGAAGUCAAGAAUUCAUGUAUGCAAUCAUGAAGAAGACACCAUUCAAAUGAAUGAGCCGAUGUAAUUCAAAAUUGGUAAUAUAGAAAAACAAAAAAUACAAAUUACGAAAUUAGUAGUAAUUCAAUAAAAAAAUCGCUUCUGCUCACUACAGUAGCCAAUUCCAGUGAGCUGAUUUGUUUCGAAAUGAAAAUAGUAAAAAUAGAAAACGCAGUUCAUUAUUGAGCAAAUCACUAAACGAUUAAA